AUGGGCUCUCUCGUUUCAACAAUGGGUUCCAAAUCCUCAAAGAGCUCAAAGGCCACCAACCCCGAGGGCGAGCCGCGGUACUGGUUCCGCGACAACUUCUUCCUCACAAACGACAAGAAAUAUCUCGAGCCCCAGGCCGUCAACGCCGUCUUUGAAUCAGACCUCAUGUGGUGGAACGAUCCCCUGCCGGAGCAACAGAUGCGCAAGAUGCUGUCCAAUUGCAUGACGAUGAGCAUAUACCACGUACCCGAGUCGGAGAAACAGAUGCAGAACAAUGGAGCUCCGCGGAGACCAUACGGCUCCAACGUCAAACUGGUCGGCCUCGCCCGUGUCGUAACCGACUACGUCACAUUCGCCUACCUCACCGACGUCUUCAUCAUCGAGGAGUUCCAGCGACGCGGCCUCGCCAGCUGGAUGAUGCAGGGCCUCAAGGAAAUCGUCGACGAGUGGCCCAACCUGCGCGGCCUCGUCCUCAUGACGCACGACCAAUCCGCCGCGAAGAUGUACCAGCGCGAGCUGAAGGCCCUCGACUGGGACCAAGGCCCUUCCGCUGGCUUGGUGCUGUUGGAGAUGCCCGGCGGGGGGGUCAAGGAUAUCCCAGAGGAUCACAAAUGA
Trichoderma breve is the source of this 615-nucleotide messenger RNA. RefSeq names its product acetyltransferase (GNAT) family domain-containing protein. NCBI's taxonomy places the organism in Eukaryota, Fungi, Ascomycota, Sordariomycetes, Hypocreales, Hypocreaceae. The transcript has 2 exons. The coding region runs from base 1 to 615 and encodes 204 amino acids. Gene Ontology annotation, molecular function: acyltransferase activity, transferring groups other than amino-acyl groups. The record is from RefSeq and is a predicted model, not a curated record.